Tarenaya hassleriana is the source of this 1358-nucleotide messenger RNA. RefSeq names its product ribosome maturation protein SBDS. The transcript is spliced from 5 exons. Gene Ontology annotation, biological process: cytosolic ribosome assembly; ribosome biogenesis. NCBI's taxonomy places the organism in Eukaryota, Viridiplantae, Streptophyta, Magnoliopsida, Brassicales, Cleomaceae. The coding region runs from base 109 to 1239 and encodes 376 amino acids. The record is from RefSeq and is a predicted model, not a curated record.
CACACCUUCGUCUUCUCCCAGACGCCUUCAGAUACAUUUUCAUCGCUGCAGCGUCGAAGGGAAAAUCCCAAAUUCUGCAGAAGCUUCGAGAGAGAGAGAGCGAGAGAGAUGUCGAAGACGUUGGGGCAGCCGAUUGGGCAGAAGAGGCUUACGAACGUGGCGGUGGUGCGGCUGAAGAAGCGAGGGAACCGCUUCGAGAUCGCGUGCUAUAAGAACAAGGUCCUUUCAUGGCGGUCCGGCGUGGAGAAGGACCUGGACGAAGUGUUGCAAUCGCAAACAGUCUAUACAAAUGUUUCGAAAGGAGUUCUUGCCAAGACGAAGGAUUUGAUUGCAGCCUUUGCGACUGAUGAUCAGACUAAAGUAUGCUUGGAGAUUUUGGAGAAAGGAGAGCUUCAAGUCGCUGGGAAAGAGAGGGAAUCCCAGCUCUCAAGCCAGUUUCGGGAUAUCGCAACUAUUGUUAUGCAGAAAACCAUCAACCCUGAAACUCAACGGCCCUACACCAUCAGCAUGAUUGAACGCCUGAUGCACGAAAUUCAUUUUGCCGUCGAUCCUCAUAGCAGUUCCAAGAAACAGGCACUUGAAGUUAUACGCAAGCUGCAACAGCAUUUCCCGAUAAAACGUUCUCCGAUGAGAUUGAAGCUAACUGUUCCUGUACAGAACUGCUCCUCGCUCCUGGAGAAACUUAACGGAUGGAAUGCUUGUAUUGUCUCCAAAGACAAAUCGGAAACCCAGUUGUCCACUGUAAGCGAGAUGGAUCCGGGUCUUUUCCGCGAGUGUGAUUCUCUCGUGAGAAAUUUGCAGGGCAGACUCGAAAUACUCGCGGAAUCAGUGCAUGCAGAGGGAGAUGCCUGUAUGGAUCAGUAUCAUGAACACGACGAUAUGCCAUUGCAAACCAUGAAGACGUCCUCCUCCACCGAAUCAUCUCAGUCUCAAUCCGCCACCGAGUACAAGGGAUCUAUCGAUCCCGUUCUUCAACUGAGCGAGAAAUUGCAGAAGCAAAACAUCUCGACGGGUAGUUGUGGAAGAAACCCGGAGGGAGAAGGGAAGCAGACAAAGUGCAACACUUGCAAUGCUUUGGUCGGAGAUUCCAAACAAUACAGGGAGCACUGUAAGAGCGAAUGGCACAAACACAACCUGAAGCGGAAAACACGCAAACUCCCUCCCCUUGCAGCCGAAGAGUGUCUGGCCGAGAUGGACAUGGAUGAUUCCAAAUCAGAUUUGAAGGAUUACUCCUUCUGAAUCAGCUUCUUCCCCGAGUGAAAAAUGUCAAUGGUGAAUCACUUUCUGCUGAGUUCAGACAUUAUGGGACUUGUUUGUAAUGCAUAGAACGUGCGAAAUACAACGCGAGAUUUGCAGAA